Messenger RNA from Capsicum annuum, 2677 nucleotides. RefSeq lists its product as uncharacterized. The transcript has a single exon. NCBI's taxonomy places the organism in Eukaryota, Viridiplantae, Streptophyta, Magnoliopsida, Solanales, Solanaceae. Gene Ontology annotation, molecular function: 5S rRNA binding; structural constituent of ribosome. Gene Ontology annotation, biological process: translation. Bases 1020 to 2090 code for a protein of 356 amino acids. Gene Ontology annotation, cellular component: ribosome. The record is from RefSeq and is a predicted model, not a curated record.
AUAACUUUAAUCAUGGAUAUAUAACAUAAUUUUUCGUCGAAGGAGGCUCGGAUGAACUCCUUAGUCCAAGGGUAGCUCUGCCCCUGUUUGCCACGUGGUCAAUUCAUUUAAUUUUAUAUUUUAUUUAUUUGUUGUUUAAACAAGUGGGGAGUGGGGUAGGGGAAAGGGAGCAUCAAGGAUGUGAUAUCGAUAGUUUAUUCUAAUACAAGCAUUGGUGAUUGUUCUCACAUAUUCAAAACUCGUAAUAUAUAGGUAACACGAAGGUAACUUUGUCAUUGCUCCAAGACUUUUCUUCUCUAAUUUUAACAUAAUGACAUUAUUUUAUGGCCACAAAGAUGUUUAUUUUAGAUCACAAUUCUCAAAAAUAGUUUUUACAUUAACACAAAUUUUAUUAAGAAAAAAAAUAAUAACAAUAAUUAGAACCAAAUUGAGUUUGUAGCAAAAGUUUGAGGGUCAAUUUAUAAUUGCAUAAAAUAUACUUUCACUCAAAAUAUGACUGCUUAUAUAAGCUAUAUCUUUCUUUUUUUUUAGCCCAAAUUAUUUACUCUAUACUUUUUUAGCUCAAAUUCUCUUUAUAAAUCUGUACAAAUCAAUAUUUGCUAAACCCCACAAAUAAUUUAUGUUCAAAUAUAUAUAUAUAAAUGAAACUCAAUCCAGACCACAGUAAUCAUUGCCUACCAACUGUUUGAUAAAUUGUCUCAAUGAAAUUUGAAGCCUGGACAUUGAUUUUCUUAUGCUGUUUAGACUACAUAGGCGAAUCCAAGAUUUGAAAUUUAUGAGUUACUACGACUACCUAAUAAAAAUGAUAGAACACUCGCCGAUAAGGUGAAAGUUCAGAUCGUCAAUCAACUGAAUUACUAAGAUUCUCCGGUCUUCAAUCAAGAUUUGAAAUUUAUGAGUUCCUACGACAAUCUAAUAAGAAUAGGGGAGGGGAAUACAAGGCGGUGAUAGAACGCUCGCCAAUAAGGUAAAAGUUCAGGUAGCUAAUCAACUGAACUACUAAGAUUCUCCGGUCUUCAAUGUCGUUCGUGUUCUUGAGAAGAAAACUCAUCAACUUGUCUUGCUUACUCAAUUCACAAUGUCCUUUAAGAGUAUGUUCAUAUUCCUCAAGAACCACAAGAGCUUGUCAAGAAAAUGAAUUUUUCGUCGAGGAUAGUAAACCACGGUGUCUUGGAGUUUUUCAUCUUUCGCCAUUGUAUACGGAUAACAAGGAUUCGUUGAAGGAUUGCAGGAUUGAACUAGUGGAUAAUGAGACGUGGAGCGUGUCCUCUGGCUUAGCUGAGGCGUGGAGAGGUAAAACAAAUGUUGCAUCGAAGGGAAGUCCUUCAUUUAGUCAAGUGGACGAGAUUGAUGAUGGGGCGAACUGUUAUGAUGACGAUGAUCCUGAUUUUGACGAUAUUGAGGAUAUGAGGAUACGCGGGAACUUGUUUUACAAGCUUGAUAAAGAUUCAAAGGAAUAUGAAGAAUAUAAGUUCGACUUCCAUAGAAGGAAUAAGAACCAGGAUAAUGGAAAUGACUGCCCUAAAGAGAAGGAAAAAGCAAGUAAUGUUUCCGCUUCUGAGGUCGAGAAAAUUCUAAAGGGUGUGGAUGAGAAGAAACAACGCAAGAAGGAGAAAUCAAGCUAUCAAUCUGAAUUUUCAGUGGACAGAUCGGUGUUAGCUGAUACGGCUGAACUUCAGGAUUUUCAGCUAAAGAGGUCAAGGGUUCCGACUUUUAAUCAGCUUACUGCCCCUUAUCAUGAGCCCUUUUGUUUGGAUAUUUUUGUUUCAAAAGGUUCGGUAAGUGCUAGCAUCAUCCAUAGAGCAACUAGCAAGGUUGUUGCUGUGGCACAUUCUAUCUCCAAGGACAUGAAAUUUGACUUGGGAUCGACGAAGAAUAGAGCUACUUGUUCUGCUGUAGGGAAAGUUCUGGCUCAAAGAGCCUUGGCUGAUGAUAUUCAUAAUGUAGUUUAUACGCCAAGGACGGGGGAGAAAUUGGAGGGGAAACUUGAGAUUGUUCUUCAGUCCGUCAUUAACAAUGGAAUCAAUGUGAAGGUGAAGAUUAAGCAGAGGAAAAUCAAGAAACAUGGCUUCCACCGCCCAACAUCUUAGGCGGUGAUCCUACAUUACUAUUCAACAAGGCAAGUAUUGUUGCGCGUAAUCGUGAUGGGUUUCAUUGAAACUUGAUUUAGGAAAGUGAAUUGGGUCUUUUGCUUUAUAAAGUUGCUUAAUCGGCAAACUGACAAGGAGUGGAAUCAUGCAAAGAUUCAAGAGUCCGGUACUAGUAUUUUGACAAAUGCAGACGAAAUCAAAACUGACAAGAUUUUUCAACGCCUUUCAAGCUCACAAACGGAGCAGUGUAGUAAGUGGAACAAGGUUAGAAUUGCAUUACCCUUUUUGCAAGGCUGCAGUUGAUCACUGGAGAAGUUUCAUUAGUAGUUACAAACUUGGGAAUAAAUCUUUUACUUCCUGCAAUUUGUGUUCUUUUCGUGAUCAAACAUUGCGUUUACUGUAGAAAUCUGGUUUACAUGUUCGCUUUACUUGUAAUUAGUAUGAUAAAACGAUCAAAAUUUGGCAAUUUCUAAAUAGAUUGUCUGAGACCUUAGCACACCUUUAAUCUAUGUAGGAUCAACAACAGUUCUAUUGAUCCAUUUAUUUGUGCAAAUGCCUUAUGCUGAUAUGAAUAGUAUAUUUUUGUU